GCACGUGAAGGCAUCAAAGUUUGAAAAAGCAUGGCGACGGAGUGUCCAACAACAAUCUCAGAGCAAUGGAUACGCGACAGAUUACAGCUCAAACAUCCGUGUCUCGGUGAUGUUCGGUCCCUGAGCCUUCCAGGAACAGUAGAGGAGAAGAUUGGACAUCUGGGGAGCUCUCUGAACAAUUUUAUUCGCCUUAAGUCUCUGGAUCUUUCCUACAACGCUCUGGUUUCUGUGGAGGGGCUGCAGCAUUUAAAAAAGCUGGAGAGGCUGAUCCUUUAUCACAACUGCAUUCCAUCCCUUGAAGAAGUGAAAACUCUGUUCCAGCUUCCAGUUUUAAGGGAGCUGGAUCUGCGGCUCAACCCUCUCACCAAAAACUGCCCACACUACCGGGCUUAUAUCGUGCACGCCGUGCCCAGUCUGAGGAAGCUAGACAGCUGCUCGGUCAGAGACACGGAGAGGAAAGUUGCCAUCAUGCAGUUCUCCUCUGAUCUUCCUCCUCAGCAGAAGAGAUGCUCUCUGAAUCUGGCUGAAGAUCAAAGAAGCAGCAGUUUUCGUCUGGCUUUAGUCGACCGUUUAACCAAGAGGCUCUCACUCUCAGCAGAAAGUCAGGAUAUUGUGUUAAACAGAGUCGAGGCCGACCGUGGAGACCAAUCGGAAACGGUCACCGACUCACUGUCCAAGAAAAGAGAAGAGUCCAGAGAGGAAAUGGUACAAGAUUUCACAGAGCAGAAGAGUUCAACACCAAAACAGGAAUCUGCCAAAUCCAUCCUCAGAUAUUCACCCUGUAUCAAUGAUAAUGUUGCAUCCAAAGGACUACGGAUGAAUGACACACCUCCCAUGAAAAGCUCGACCUCAUCUAAAGUAGCUGAAAGGCCUAAAGUGUCCUUUGGUCCUUAUGUAGAGAAACAUACUGCAGACAGAGGACUUCCAAAUCAGAAGGUCUCCUUUAAACAAAUAAGGCACGAAGCCAAGGGACAUUUUACUCCAAACCCUGAUCAGAGCCAGCAUCACAGCUCCUCAUUGGUCAACAUCCGUCCUCCCAGUCCACUGCAACCCGGUUUGAAUCUGUCUGAUCCGUCAAACCCCAUCCUACACCCUGCAAGACUCUCCUACUCCAGCGGGAGCGCCAGCCUGCAGCAGCAACAAGCUGGAAGGACAAAAAGGGGUUCUUACCGGAAACCCCUGGAGAUGCUGCUCAACCUCGUCGACAAACACUGGAGGGGCGAGAGGUCACUUCACCAUAACAACAACUUCCUGUCUCAAGCUGUCCAAAUCCUCUCUAUGAUGGAGAGCGAUAUUUCCAGUCGAGAGGCUGAGGUCAGGACCUUAAGGCAGGAUGUUGAUGCACUUACAGUUCAAGCUGUUGCCCGGGAGGAAGAACACGGCCAUGAAGUCAGGAAGCUCUCUGCUCAGCUGGAGGAAGCUCGCAGAAUCGAGGGCAAACUGAAUGAGCAACUGAGGAUCGUCUUAGAGGAAAAUGUCACCCUGCAGAAACAGCUCAUCAAGCUGGAGCGUCAGUACCUCAAAUCGAUGAUAAGAAGUUCUCCGAUGACUCAGAUCAGAGAGGCUCAGACAGAAGUGGAGGAGCUAAAGAAGGAAAUCGAGGGGCUGAGGAAGAAAGUGCAGGAAGCUGAAAAGAUCCAGGACCUUUCAAAUAUGCUGCAAGAGAGCCACAAGUCACUGGUGGCUACCAACGAGUGUCUGCUAGCUGAGCUGAAGGGAAGCGGAGAACAUUUAAGGCAAAUAUGACGGAAAAAGGUCAGUUGUGUCCGUCUGCAACGGAGUGGAUGCUUCAAGCUGCACUCUGACUUUAUUUAUACGUCUGCCUUAAGGCUAGAGAGCUGCGCACGCAGAUGCACUUUCCUCUCACAAACUUGGCCGACCAGCAUUUAUAUGCAACACAAACUCUGGUUUUGGCGCCGUUUCCACCCUGCGAUCCCACAACAAGUUUGAUUUCCUACUCGGCACAUGUUGGAACUUCUUUAUUUUUGAAUAAUGCACUAUAAAUCAUGAACACACCUGGAGAAAUCUGGACAAACGCGGAAACACGGCAUGCACUGGGUCACAAUAAGCAUGUUAGAAAGGACUUUUGUUUCUCCACAAUAACGGUGCACAUCAUUUGAAGCACAGUAACGAUACUCCGGCGACUGCAGCAGCCACAAAAACACACCGAGCUGCUAGUUUUGAUGCAUGACUCUUCGUCGGCUGAGGCUACAGGCCUGUAACACAAGAAACUGUUAUCUUGGAAAAAUAUCUUACAAAAGUGGCUUCUUUGUUUCUCCUUUCAUGUGGAUGUAAAUAAACAUAAAAACCCUGCUUCGUCGGUUAAACAUUAAAGGUACAGACAAAUAAAGAGUAGCAUUCAAGGUUAAUUUACUUUGCAAACAGCGACUUCAAGCAACACAAGAUUUUAUCACCCAUGACAUCUUAAUAAGCACAAAAGUUGUUAGUCUGGCACAGCAGUUUCAGAGAGAAAGAUGAUGCUCCAUCAUCAUGAAACAAUAUAUUCAGAACAUGCAAAAAAAAAAA
Molecule: messenger RNA, 2526 nt
Organism: Oryzias melastigma (Indian medaka)
Lineage: Eukaryota; Metazoa; Chordata; Actinopteri; Beloniformes; Adrianichthyidae
Gene: cep72
Product: centrosomal protein 72
Exons: 15
Coding region: 31-1746 (571 amino acids)
Molecular function (GO): protein binding
Source: RefSeq, a predicted model, not a curated record